AUGACGUCAUCCCCGACGUCAUCUUCCUCAAACUCGGAAGUCGAACAGUUUCUGAAAACCGGAGACGUUGAAGAAUCUGUAAUUCGAGAAGAAUCUGCGGAAGCAGUUGUAAAGGACUCUGGUCUAGAUGAAUUCUUCCGACUCCGCUGGUACUGUCUUAUGGUUUUGAUGAUGGCCGAGUUUACGGCGUUCACGGCCACGGCCAGCAGCAAGGUCAUGGUUUUUGCAGGAGCCAAUCCAUCAGUCAUCGGAUGUGGAGGGGUUCCGAUAAAAGGAUGUCAUGAAUUAGCAGCACUUAAAGAAAAUAUAACCGAAUUGGCAAAUUGUGUUCCUGAACUGAAAUAUCAAUUCAAAUCAGUUCAAGUUGAGUUCAACUACGUUUGCGAGGAUGCGAAAAAAGUGAAGAAUACAAUUACAAUUCAAACAUUGGGUGUUUUGAUUGGAGCUGCAAUUUUCGGACAGUUUUCUGACACUUAUGGACGACGAAAGGCUCUUUUGAUAUCUACAUUGGGAAAUGCAAUUUUCAAUUUCAUAUCUGCUUCUUCGCAUAACUUGGUUUUUUUUGCACUAUGGAGAACAAUGGCUGGAGUGUUUACUGGAGGAGUUACUGUUGUCCAAAUGGUGUUCAUGGUGGAAAAUAUUCCAAGAAAUCACAGAAUGUGGAUUCAGAAUUCCAUCACUUGGUCCCCAAAUCUCAUCCUUUUCCCAUUUGUUGCAUGGCUUUGUGAGGAUUGGAGAACCAUGUCAAAAGUCAUUGCAGCUGCUUCAAUGGCCACAUUUGCAGCCGUUUACAUUCUCCAAGAAUCUCCUCGUUGGCUCAUCCAAAAAGGACGUGUUGAAGAUGCUCGGCGAGCACUUGUGAAAAUCCGAAAAACCGAUAAAUUAUACGAUGAAACAACCGAGAAACAACUCGACGAAAUUCUUCGAAUCGAAAUGGAGAAACAUGUGAAAAAGUCGAAAAAAGCUAAAAAAUACACAUUUAUUCAUUUAUUCUGCACAUGGAAAAUGAUGGUUCAAUCGUUAACGUUUAUCACUGGAAUAAUGUGCACAACAUUUAUUGUCUACUCACUCAUGUAUAAUAUGGAAAAGUUAUCCGGAUCGCUUUAUUGGAAUUUGGCUAUUAUGGGAGCCGCCCGUUGGAUCAUCAACAUUCUGGUGAGUCUUGCAGAUUACUAUCUCCCGUGGUUCGGACGUAAACUAAUCAAUCACAUCGCAAUGAUUUGUACAAUUUUGGCACUUUUCGUAAUGGCUGUUUAUCUAUUUUUGGGAUACGUUGGUGGACAAUUGAUGUCAAUUGGAACCGUUGCGGCAGUUGCAAUGUGUUCUCAAUUGUUUAUUGCCAAGUAUAUGAUGGUCAAUGAAUUGUAUCCAACUGCUGUUCGAAAUCUCGCCGUUUCGGCGGUGAGCACAAUGAGCAGAAUUGGAUCCAUGUUCUCGCCGCAGUUAUUUUAUUUGAGUGAAUACUCGGAAUGGAUUCCAUACGUCGUCCUUUUCGCCUGUCAAUUCUACGAUUGGAUUAUAAUGUGGUGUUUCCUUCCAGAAACCAAAGGAGUCGUUUUGGAGAAUCAUCUACCUCCAAAGCAUAAAAGAAUCUUCAAAAAUCGCACGGAAACUGUUGAUAAUUGA
Molecule: messenger RNA, 1626 nt
Organism: Caenorhabditis briggsae
Lineage: Eukaryota; Metazoa; Nematoda; Chromadorea; Rhabditida; Rhabditidae
Exons: 8
Coding region: 1-1626 (541 amino acids)
Biological process (GO): transmembrane transport
Cellular component (GO): membrane
Molecular function (GO): transmembrane transporter activity
Source: RefSeq, a predicted model, not a curated record